AUGUCCCAGAGUCCCUCUAGCAAACCUCCCAGAGGCCCCUCUCCAGACCUCCCAGAGGACCCUCUCCCGAACCUCCCAGAGGUCCCUCAUCAACCUCCCAGAGGUCCCUCUAACGAACCUCCCAGAGGUCCCCCUCUGAAAAACCUCCCAGAGGUCCCUCCGAUGUCAACAACCUCAGACCACAAACCUCCCAGAGGCCCCCUAACAAAUGUCCCAGAGUCCCUCUGGCAAACCUCCCAGCAGGUCCCUCUAACAAACCUCCCAGACGGUCCCUUUAACAAGCCUCCCAGAGAGGUCCCUCUAAGAACCUCCCAGAGGUCCUCUAACAACCUCCCAGAGGUUCUCAACGAACCUCCCAGAGGCCCUCUAGGUUCAUGCUCUACAACCUCCCAGAGGUCCCUCUCUAAACCUCCCAGAGGUCCCUCCAGGCACUUGAACCUCCCAGAGGUCCCUCUAACGAACCUCCCAGAGGUCCCUCUAACGAACCUCCCAGAGGCGGCCCCUCUGUUCAACCUCCCAGAGAGGUCCCUCCUACAACCUCCCAGAGGUCCCUCAGAACCUCCCAGAGGCCCCUCUGGAAUGAACCUCCCAGAGGUCCCUCUAACGAACCUCCCAGAGGCCCCUGAACUUAGCAACCUCCCAGAGGUCCCUCUAACAGAACCUCCCAGAGGUCCCUUUGAUGAAUGUCCCAGAGUCCCUCUAGCAAACCUCCCAGAGGCCCCUCUAAGGGGAACCUCCCAGAGAGGUCCCUGGGAGAUGGAACCUCCCAGAGGUCCCUCUCUAAACCUCCCAGAGGUCAAAACUACUGAGUGCAACCUCCCAGAGGUCCCUUUAACAAGCCUCCCAGAGGUCCACACCAACAGAGGUCCCCUAGCAAACCUCCCAGAUAUAAACCCUAACAAAUGUCCCAGGAGUCCCUCUAGAAACAACCUCCCAGAGGUCCCUCUAACAAACCUCCCAGAGGUCCCUUUAACAAGCCUCCCAGAGGUCCCUUUAACAAAGCCUCCCAGAGGUCCCUCUAGCAAACCUCCCAGAGGUCCCUCUGACGAACCUCCCAGAGGUCCCUCUGACGAACCUCCCAGAGGCCCCUCUGCCAACCUCCCAGAGUCCCUCUAA
Messenger RNA from Oncorhynchus nerka (sockeye salmon), 1116 nucleotides. RefSeq lists its product as uncharacterized. The record is from RefSeq and is a predicted model, not a curated record. Lineage: Eukaryota; Metazoa; Chordata; Actinopteri; Salmoniformes; Salmonidae. The coding region runs from base 1 to 1116 and encodes 371 amino acids. The transcript is spliced from 6 exons.